AAUGAACAAGCCUGCCAAAAAAUUAGUGAAGAAUGCAAAGCCAUCCUCCAAGAGUAUAUUCGGCGAUAUAGCCUCUCUCCAGAACUACGAUCCUGUUCUGCUAUUUUUGAUUGGAUAUAACUACGCAAAAUUUGAAGCUACAAACUCAGAUCCCAACUUUGUCAGCAUCGCUGGAGAACUCCAGAAAGCCUUAAGCCAGCUGGGAAACACAAGUGGUGACAGACUGGAGAUUUAUGACCGCUUGUACUCCCAAGAGAACCUGAAUGAAGUACUUUCUCUUAGAUGUCUCCAGAACAAAGUGGUCAAGGCCAAAGCUCCAAAUAAACAAAACUCUAACAGAGCCAAAUGUCCAAAAAGUGAAGCUAGAGCAAGGCAGCCUAAUGCUGUAGUGCAGAACAAUGGGAGUGAGAUGUACCCUGAACUAGGUGAGUUUAGGAACCCAGCACUUCCUUUGUACGACUUUGAACCUGUCAAUGUCUACCCAGCAUUUUUGCAAGAGAAUUUUGGGAAUGAAGAUGCCAAAAUUGCUCCUGAAAUGCCUGUCCAGAAAUAAAAAGCUAGACCAACAGGAUCCUCCAGAGCCUGUUGAUAAUAGACUUGAAUGAGGUAUCUGCUAUGAAAAGAUCGAGCUCUCAGAGAUCCUCUUCAUGGACUGUGCUCACUCAUACUGUAAGGACUGCAUCCAAGGACAUAUUAAUUCUAAGGUUGAGGAAAGAGUGUUCCCAAUCAAGUGUCCUGACGAGAACUGAGCACACACAAUCUCUGAUGAGGAGCUCCAAGAGUUCCUCAACAGCUUUCAAGAUUACGCUAAAGUAAAGAUGGAAGAGACUAAACUCUCUUUGGAGCAGAGCGAUGAGGUGUACUACAACUGUCUGACUCCUGACUGCAAGAACCAGUUUGUACAUUCUCCUGAUGGAGAGGACUAUAGCUACACAUGCUUCUUCUGCCACAAAAGUUAUUGCCUCAGAUGUAAAGUUGAAUGGCAUGAGAAUUUCUCAUGUGAAGAGUACAGGAAAUACAAGGGAUAUCCCGAAGAAGACAGACAGUUCCAGAAGUACUUAGAUGGCACUCCUUUCAAGCAAUGCCCUAAAUGUGGUCACUGGGUUGAGAAAGUAUCUGGAUGCAACCACAUCACUUGCAGAUGCAAGUAUGAGUUCUGCUACAUUUGCACUGCUAAACAUAAGACAUGAAACUGAUAAUUAUUCACGAAAAUUACUUUUUGUUUAA
Moneuplotes crassus is the source of this 1227-nucleotide messenger RNA. Lineage: Eukaryota; Ciliophora; Spirotrichea; Euplotida; Euplotidae. The record is from the annotation of a GenBank genome assembly.